AGGCGUUGGGGCGCGGACACGCCUUGACCCCGCCCCCUCCCCCGCCCCGCCCCCGGCGCGGCCUCGCCUGACGACGGCCGCAAAGCGCUUUUUCAGCAGCCGCAAGUGAGGGGUCCGGCGCCGCCGCUGCCCGUCCGCCGGGGCCUCCGCGCCAAUGCUGGACCUGGAGGUGGUUCCCGAGCGCUCCCUGGGGAACGAGCAAUGGGAGUUCACCUUGGGAAUGCCUUUGGCUCAGGCCGUAGCGAUUCUCCAGAAGCACUGUCGUAUUAUCAAGAACGUCCAGGUUCUCUACAGCGAGCAGUCACCUCUCAGCCACGACCUCAUCCUUAACCUGACUCAGGAUGGAAUCAAACUGCUGUUUGAUGCUUUCAAUCAGAGACUUAAGGUGAUUGAAGUUUAUGACUUGACUAAGGUGAAGUUAAAAUAUUGUGGUGUCCAUUUUAACUCUCAGGCAAUUGCUCCAACCAUAGAACAAAUUGAUCAGUCGUUUGGAGCAACGCAUCCAGGAGUGUAUAAUUCAGCUGAACAGCUCUUUCACCUCAAUUUCAGAGGACUGUCGUUUUCUUUUCAGCUAGACUCCUGGACUGAAACUCCAAAGUACGAGCCUAACUUCGCGCAUGGUCUGGCUUCUCUGCAAAUUCCACAUGGUGCGACUGUGAAACGUAUGUACAUCUACAAUGGAAAUAGCCUGCAGGAUACCAAGGCUCCCUUGAUGCCACUCAGCUGUUUCCUUGGCAAUGUGUAUGCUGAGAACGUCGAUGUGCUGAGAGACGGGACUGGACCCUCAGGUUUACGGCUUCGCCUACUCACUGCAGGCUGUGGCCCGGGUGUGUUAGCUGAUGCCAAGAUGCGGGUAUUUGAGCGCUGCGUGUACUUUGGUGAUUCGUGCCAGGAUGUGCUGAGCACUCUGGGGUCCCCACACAAAGUUUUCUACAAGUCUGAAGAUAAGAUGAAAAUCCACUCACCCUCGCCCCAUAAGCAGGUCCCAUCGAAGUGCAAUGACUACUUCUUCAAUUAUUUCACACUUGGAGUGGACAUUCUCUUUGAUGCAAACACUCACAAGGUGAAGAAAUUUGUCUUGCAUACAAAUUAUCCUGGUCAUUACAACUUUAACAUCUACCAUCGCUGUGAAUUCAAGAUUCCACUAGUCAUUAAGAGAGAUAGCACUGAUUCACAGACUGAAACAUGUACAACAUACAGUAAGUGGGACAGUAUUCAGGACCUCCUGGGGCACCCCGUAGAGAAGCCAGUGGUACUUCACAGGUCAUCAUCUCCGAACAACACUAACCCAUUUGGGUCAACCUUUUGCUUUGGACUGCAACGAAUGAUCUUCGAGGUGAUGCAGAAUAAUCACAUAGCUUCUGUUACUCUGUACGGCCCAACAAGGCCCAGCAGCCAGUUGAGAACAUCGGACCUUCCCCAGUGAGCAUCCCCUGCAAAGUCAGCUAAUCUAAAUGCUACAGAAUUAGUACAGCGUGCCUUGAUUUGCUGCCACUUAUAAUACGGAAAGCACGUUAUGAUUUUUGUUUCUUUUCAAUAAGCCUUUCCACCCAGAAGUGGUGUGGAAGGAAAAUUCUCUCAACCCUUCAUCAUGGGGCGUGAAACUGUUGAUGGAGCAAAGCAACUUAGGUGCCUGUGCCGUCAUCUGUUCCUCUCAGUUGCCCUCAUCCUGUGCAGCACAGAGCUGGAGAGUGCCCCCCAUCUCCGCCAAUGGGAAGGGGGCACGGGAGGGGGACACGUAAUGACUGCAAGAGUUAGAAGCACAAACUUUCUGAGCCUUGGAGCAUCUGGAAGCAGGUAUUGAUUUUAGUCUGUUUGUGUUACUGUAUUGAUGUGGUGGUCACAUUUUAAGAAGACGUGUGCGUGUACAUAUAUAGAUAUAAAUACAUCAAUAUUUCUGUGGCUUAGGACAUUGUACCAAGUGUGACAAGGAUGUAUAUAUGUCCAUGAUUUCAGGCACCACAUCUUCGUGUAACUUUAAACCAAGCAAGUAGCAUGUGCAUAAUACUUGGUUGUAACAUUUGCACUACAUACACUUUAAUUACUUGAUAAAUGUUUAUCUUCACUGAGGAGCAUCUGUGUACUGGGCAUGAGUGGGGUGUGAUGGUUAUUUAAUGUACACUGCACAUAAGGCUUAUUUAUACAGUGGAUGAAGUUGAUCCACCUUCCUGCACUAAUACAUACUUGAUGUGCUGAACAUUUUUUUUCUGCCAUGGCUGGUUUACUGAUUUUUUAUUUUUUUUCAUAUGAGAUUUCAAAAAACACAGUUCUGGAAGAGGUUGUUUCUGUGAUCAAAUUACGUUUUAUUGACGAGGUUUGGCACAGUGUUUCUUACUCUGGAAAAAAUGGGUGAAUGCUGUUUGCAUCGCCUCAUAUCUAUCCCUUCGCAACCCCUUUUUUCCCUACUGGUUCCUCGGAGAGAGAGAGAAGUUGUAUCUAACAGCAUCUCAGACAGAAUUCCCCGAGCUCUGCCAUCACCACCAACACCUUUUCUGUCGCUUUUGAUGUACAACUUUAAGUUAUGCCAAAGGUUUAGCCAAAGACAUCCUUCUCGUUUCACCUUCCUGUACAUAGGCGCUAACCGCACACCCCACCCCAGCGGACAGAACAUAGGCUUCUUUCUAGUUGGGAGAUGCUGCUCGCAAUGUGUUAUCCCAGGAGGAUACUUUAGGCUUCUAGUUCUCUUAUCAGUCUUAUCUGGGGGAAAUAGGUGGUCUGUCUUUGAAAUAUUGAACCCUUUUUAAAAACGAACAAGAGAAAUGUAUAAUUUUAUCCCAUUUUUAAUAUUUUGGUGUAGCAACUUGUGAUACAUAGAUGACAAUUUUGUGAGUUUUACUAUGUGUGUACAGAUUUUGUAAAUAUGACAUUUUUGUAAUUUUAACUCCAUGUACAGUGUAAUCCUGUAUAGUUUAUCAAUGAAUGCGAGAUAGGAAAUCGAAUGUUAACAAGUUUUGGAUCUCGGACCAGUAGCAGGGAUAAAUGUGGUGUGUGUGUGAGAUGUUCUUUGCCAUUUAGUCUUCCUGUAUACUGUGAUAAUCUAAAAUGUUUUUGGUAAAACAAACAAACAAAAAAGCCACAUGGAGAAUCUAAUGGAUAAGGAAAAAGUUACUGUUUACCUUUAUCCCUAGGUGUCACUCCUGUUGAAUCCCUGUUCAAUCUGUGCUGUCUCCCGUGAUCAUUGCUUGCUAAGAAAAUUCUAUGCCUCAACCUUCCUUUAGUUUCCUCUCUAAUUUUAAUUUCAUUUUGCAUAGCCCUUCUGUAAAUUAAAUGGAAUAAUAAUGAGCAUGUACACUGAAAGUAAAAUAAAACGAGACUCUCAGUUACUGUUUUUGUGUUAAAUACAGUUACUGGGUGUUUUUGUAAUAAAACCAUGGAUGUUCCCGA
Messenger RNA from Coturnix japonica (Japanese quail), 3384 nucleotides. It is a transcript of the gene PHAF1, whose product is annotated as phagophore assembly factor 1. Lineage: Eukaryota; Metazoa; Chordata; Aves; Galliformes; Phasianidae. Gene Ontology annotation, cellular component: synaptic vesicle membrane; trans-Golgi network; dendrite. The record is from RefSeq and is a predicted model, not a curated record. Gene Ontology annotation, biological process: Golgi to plasma membrane protein transport.